Molecule: messenger RNA, 10030 nt
Organism: Salvelinus sp. IW2-2015
Lineage: Eukaryota; Metazoa; Chordata; Actinopteri; Salmoniformes; Salmonidae
Source: RefSeq, a predicted model, not a curated record
UUCACUCUUGGUGCAGAAACAAGACAUCAACUGCAGAUUAUGCAGAAGUACCCACUCGCCUAAAAUUGGGAUAGUAAUGUUUGUUUUUACGUUGCAGAUGUAAUUUAGUGCUUUGAUGUCCACAUUCGGUCUUACAGUCUAAGCGACCUCUUUAACCCGGAAUCCGAAAACAAUCUGUUCACUUGAGCCACAAACCAAGAAGUGAGAGAUGCCUCACGGCUCGGAUGACGCCCGCAAGCAGUUCGUCCUCACCACGACAGGGAACUACUUCGGCCUAAAGCCGUCUGCAUCCCUGGUUGGGUCUGAGGAACUCAACAACUUCUUAGAUGAUGGGAAUGAAUUCGUUCUUGCUGUCAACAAACACGAGAAUGACCUGUGCCUGUCAAACAAGAUUGAGGCUGGGUACAGCAGAGAGAAGGUGCUAGUGUUCUUCAAGCUGCGUCCCACAGUGAUAACAGAGGAGAACCUGCACCAGAAUGUCCUGGUGUCCUCCAUGCUAGAGUCUCCUAUCAGUACCCUCUACCAGGCCGUGCGACAGGUGUUCGCCCCUAUGCUACUCAAGGAUGAGCGGUGGAGCUCAGCAUUUGACCCUAAGCUUGCGGGCCUGCUAAGUGAGCUGGAGCAGGGACUAGGCUCCGUGGUCCGCAGGGCUGGAACAGAAGACUCUGGCAAGAGGAGCCAAGGGGAAGAUGACAUCCUGGGUAUCCUGACCCCGGUGGAUGAAUUCCAGUACUGGGCUGAUCUCUCUGAGUCUGGGGACAGGAGCACUGUGAGAGAGAGGGCKGCACACUUCUCUGAGCUCUUCAAGCCCAUAGAGAAGGACUACAGUGGUCUGGAUGGUGUCUGUCUGGCUGAUGCUGUGGAGCUGGUGGAGGUGAGCAGAGACACACUGGAUGACGUGUGGAGGCAGAAUGACCAUGAUCCUUUUCCUGAGACACGCAUGCUCAGACUCAUGGAUGUCAUCGGUGGUGCGCUGGGCAGGUACGUGCAGAAGAAACUGAGUGGUGUGAAACUCUUUUUGGACCCAUUCCUGUCUGUGAGGGAGAGCCUGAGAGUCGGCCUGGUCAUCUGUGAGCAGUGGGUGUCGGCCUGUGAGCACCUGAGUGGACAGGUGUGGAAGAGAUACGCCCCUUACCCCUGGAAGGGAGACAAGCAUCGCCCCCAGGCCCUGCACAGCCUGGCUCAGAGACUGGAUGAGGUGGUGACGAUCCGUACGGUCCAUGAGAAGCUGCUUCGUCUGCUGCCUGGAGGAAAACAGCAGGCCUUGGCCUCGGCUCGCGUCUUUGAACCCUUCUCUGGCCUCAACCCAUUACAUUACAACCCCUAUACUGAGCCUCUGUGGAAGGCGGCAGUAGCCCAGUUUGAGCGAGCCAUCGCCCCAGCAGAGCAGGAGGUGGCAGGCAGACUGAAGGCCUACAUCGCAGAUGUACAGGACAACCCACAGCAGCUGCUGCAGGUGUUUCAGAAGCACAAGGAGCUGAUCAGACGACCCAACGUCAGCAAGGAGCUGCAGUCAGAGAGAGAGACUCUGCUGGCCAGACUGUUGGAAUACAUCAAGGUGCUGCGGACAGACUUUGAGGGUCGUUGCCAUGGCGCCCCGGGAGAAAAGUCCGGCCCCCUGGCUGGCCGGAAUCUCCCUGAGGUCGUCAACAACAUUGUAUGGGUCCGCCAGCUUCUCCAUAAGGUGGAGGACUCCAUCAAGAUAGCGCAGGCUCUGCUGUCAGACCUGUCAGGGUUCCGCUCGUUCCUGCGGUUCUGUGACGACCUGCUGGAGGUUCUACGGGCCUACGAACAGGAACAGUUUGAUGACUGGUCCAGAGACAUCCUCUCUGGCCUCUCUGACCCCAAGUCUGGCAUCAGUCUUCAGGCCAGUAACCGUGUGAUGGAGCUGGACCAUAUAGAUGGGAAGCUGAAGAUCCAGUACUCUGACCGUCUGGUGACUCUGCUGAGGGAGGUCAGACAGCUGUCAGCCCUUGGCUUCCCCAUCCCAGCCAAGAUCCAGCAGGCUGCCAACACCGCAGACAAGUUCUACAGACAGGCCAUCAUCCUCAAACAGGUGGCCCAUUUCUACAACACCAUCGACCAGCAGAUGAUCUCCUCUCAGAGACCCAUGAUGCUCAGCUAUGCCCUGGCCUUUGAGCAGGUCAUCAAGCAGAGUCCACGGUCRCAAUCCCGGGAGUCUGGCGGGAAGCUGCAGAUCACCUGGGAUAAUCCCAAAGAGCUGGAGGUGUACAUUGGAAAACUCCAGUCUGCCGCAGAGAGACUCUCUACUGAGAACCGGAAACUGAGGAAGUGGCACACAGACUUCACUGAGAAGGUGGUGGCCCUGAUGACUGUGGACCUGCUGAGGCACCAGCAGCGCUGGAAGGACGGCUUACAGGAGCUACGCACCGGGUUCGCCACACUGGAGGCACAGGGGUUCAGGUCAGGGGAGAUGAAGGCCUGGAGACAGCACUGGAACCACCAGCUGUACAAGGCUCUGGAACAUCAGUACCAGACUGGACUGGAGGCUCUCAACAAGAACCUGCCUGAGAUACACAUAGACCUCACUUUCAAGCAGGGUCGUCUUCAGUUCCGUCCUCCGUUUGAGGAGGUGAGGGCCAAGUACUUCAGAGAGAUGAAGCGGUUCAUCUCUGUCCCGAACCAGUUCAAAGGAGUCAGUGCCCAGGGGGAGGAGCUCAUCUUCAGCGUCAUGAUUGACAGGAACGCAUCAGGCUUCCUCACCAUCUUCAGCAAAGCAGAGGACCUCUUCAGCCGGCUGCUGGGCGUGCAGGACACGUUUAAGGAGUGGGUGGUGCUGGGCCAGGUUGACAUGGACGUGUUGGUGGAGAAGCAGCUAUCGUCUGUCCAGGACUGGGAGAGGAACUUCAAGGCGUUGAAGGCCAGAGGGAAGGAGUCAGAACGCCUGCCCAGUCUGGAGAAGGUUGACUGUAUCUCAGUGAACUGUGAGCCAGUAAAGGCAGUGAUUGAUGACCUCAUCCAGAGACUGUUUGACACCCUGCUGAUGUCCCUCAGAAAGUCCAUACAAGGCCAUACCCUAGACAUAGACAGUUUUGUGACUGAGGCCAUGGAGACGUUGUCCUCUCGUCCAGAGAGUAUUGAUGAGAUAGGAGAGGCCAAUGCCAGACACAGCCAGAUACAGGCCCGCAAACCAGACAUCCUGCUCCAGUUCCAGGCGGCGCAGGAGAAGAACCGUCUGCUGAGGGCCGUAGCAGGAGGCGGUCUGGAUUCUCUGUCCUCCCUCAGGGCCAAGUGGGACAAACUAGAGCUGAUGAUGGAGAGCCACCAGCUGAUGAUCAAAGACCAGGUCGAGGUGAUGCGUAGUAAUGCUGAGAGUCGUGUCCAGGCCUACAGGCUGGAGCUGGACAGGUUCAGGGCUCGCUGGGACCAGCUGAAGCCCAGAGACGAGGUCAUAGAGACAGGAGACCAGGCAGCCCUGCUGGCCUCUGUCCAAACCAUCAGAGACAAGAGACAGGAGUUCCAAGAGCUGGAGGUCACACGCACACGCCUGCUUGAGGACUGUCGUCACUUUGAGCUGGAGGCUCCAAAUUUCUCCCUGGCGGAGGAGACCAUCAGAGACAUGGAGGAGUACGGACAGAUGUGGUCUCUGUAUGAGGACUGGCAGGAGGGCUUCCAGGAGAAGGCCAAGGAGGACUGGAUCACAUUCAGGAGUAAGACCUACGUGUUUGAGGAGUUCCUGUUUGCGUGGCAGGACAGACUGAGGAAGCUUGAGCAGCACACCAGCAUGUCUGUCAAACUACAGAGAGAAGUUGACAAGUACAAAAGUCUGGUUCCGGUGUUAAAGUACGUGCGAGGGGAGCACCUAUCCCAGGACCACUGGUUGGAUCUGUUCAGACUGUUGGGUCUUCCUAAAGGCACUACCCUGGAGAGACUGACCUUCUGGGAUCUCCUCAGUGUGUCUGACACCAUCACUGACCGAGUGGAGCUCAAGGACCUGAACAGCAGGGCCCAGGCGGAGGUGACCAUCAGAGAGGCUCUCAGGGAGCUGGACCUGUGGGCUGGAGCUGCCUUCACCCUCACGGAGUAUACAGACAGCACCGGACACACACUCAUACUCAUCAAGGACUGGAAGGACAUGGUCAACCAGGUUGGUGAUAACCGCUGCCUGCUGCAGUCUCUGAAGGACUCUCCAUACUACCGCGGCUUCCAGGACAAGGUCAGUCUGUGGGAGGUGCGUCUGUCUGAUCUAGAUGAGUACCUUGUCAGUCUGAAUGCCAUCCAGCGUUGGGUCUACCUGGAGCCCAUCUUCGGACGGGCUCUGCCCAGGGAACAAGCCCGUUUCAAACGGGUCGACGAGGACUUCAGGUCCAUUUUGGCUGAUGUCCAGAGAGACAACAGGGUGACGUCUCUGAGCUCUCGGGCUGGCAUCAGAAGCUCCCUCAUCACCAUCUUGGACCAGCUCCAGCGUUGCCAGAAAUCACUCAACGAGUUCCUAGAGGAGAAGCGUUCUGCCUUCCCGCGGUUCUACUUCAUUGGAGAUGAUGACCUGCUGGAGAUUCUGGGYCAGGCCACCAACCCCACUGUGAUACAGUCACACCUCAAGAAGCUGUUUGCUGGCAUCGACAGUGUGGACUUUGACGGGGACUGCCAGCACAUCGUGGCCAUGCGUUCUCUAGAGGGAGAGGUGGUGGCCCUCAGGAACCUCAUACGUAUCUCCAACAGCGUAGAGGUGUGGCUGGGUGAGCUGUCUGCUGAGAUGAAGGAGACUCUGAAGCAGCUGCUGUAUGAGUGUGUGUCAGCGGGGAGGAAAGGACAGGUGGACCCGUCCCGCUACCCCUCUCAGAUCCUGUGCUUGGCAGAGCAGAUCCAGUUCACUGAGGAGGUGGAGAGUGGUCUGAGAAACAGCAGUCUGCAGCAGCUAGAGGUGGAGCUCACCGCUAAGCUGGAGCACUACACCAGCGUAGACACCAGCUCUGAGGAGACGGGAAACACAGAGUCAAGUGUGUUGCAGCUGAAGCUGAAGGCUCUGAUCCUGGACAUCAUCCAUAACAUCAGUGUGGUGAAGCAGCUGUGUGAGGCGGGAGUGAGCAGCCCUGACUCCUGGGCCUGGAGGAAACAGCUCCGUUUCUACCUCAACAACGACAAAUGCUGCUCCAUACAGAUGGUUGACGCUCUCUUCAGCUACACAUACGAGUACCAGGGUAAUGCGUCUAAGCUGGUCCACACCCCCCUGACUGAUAAGUGUUAUCUGACCCUGACCCAGGCCAUGAUGAUGGGUUUGGGGGGGAACCCCUACGGCCCUGCCGGCACCGGCAAGACUGAGUCAGUCAAAGCACUGGGGGGCCUGUUCGGAAGACAAGUACUGGUCUUCAACUGUGAUGAGGGUAUAGAUGUGAAGUCUAUGGGGCGUAUCUUUGUGGGGCUGGUGAAGUGUGGAGCGUGGGGCUGCUUUGAUGAGUUCAACCGCCUGGAGGAGGCUGUGCUGUCUGCAGUGUCCAUGCAGAUACAGGCCAUCCAGAACUCACUGAAGAACCACAGGACCAGCUGUGAGCUGCUGGGCAAGGAGGUGGAGUUGGACCCUAACUCGGGGGUGUUUAUAACAUUGAAUCCAGCUGGGAAGGGUUAUGGAGGGAGACAGAAGCUGCCUGACAACCUGAAGCAGCUGUUCAGGCCCGUGGCCAUGUCCCGACCAGACAACGAGCUCAUCGCUGAGGUCAUCCUCUACUCAGAGGGCUUCAAAGACGGAGAGAUACUGGGACGCAAGCUGGUCGCCAUCUUCAACCUCGCCAGGGAGCUGUUGACCCCCCAGCAACACUAUGACUGGGGUCUGAGGGCUCUGAAGACGGUGCUGAGAGGCUGUGGCAGACUGCUGCAGCAGCAGAGGAGGAGUGAGGCCAAGAACAAGAUCAAGGAGAGUGUUCUGGUGGUGCAGGCACUGAGGUUGAACACCAUGUCAAAGCUGACAUUUGCAGACAGCAGCAGGUUUGAUGCCUUGGUCCAAGAUGUGUUCCCUGGGGUGGGUUUUACUGACGUGGAGGACCAGACCCUCAGCCACGCACUGCAGGCCGUCUACGAGGAGGCACACCUCGAACUCAUACCCAGCCAGGUGAAGCAGUAUACAGUGAACCCCAAAGCCAUGCCCCGCCAGCAGCUGCUGGGUCACCUGCUGGAGGUGAGCUCGUGGAUCAUCUGUGACGGGGACAUAGACCCAGAGUGGAUCGAGUCGUUGAACUCGGUGUUGGAUGACAACCGUCUGCUGACCAUGCCCAGUGGAGAGAGGAUCCAGUUUGGACCCAACGUCAACUUUGUCUUUGAGACCAACGACCUCAGCUGUGCCUCACCAGCCACAAUCUCACGCAUGGGCAUGAUUUUCCUCAGUGAUGAGGACACAGAUGUGAGUGCGUUGGUCAAGUCGUGGCUGAAGGGUCAGCCUGAUGAGUGUCGCAGUAACCUGGACUGGAUGGGACUACUCCACAGAGAAAAACGCCUUGACUGGGUGCUUAAACAGGAUACAUACUGUGUGGAGACCAGUCUGGUAGGAACGGUGUUGAACGGUCUGUCCCACCUGAGUGGAGUGACAGAGCGUGGUCAGUUUGUGGUUAGUCUCAUCAGAGGGCUGGGCGGGAACCUCAACCUCAAAUCAAGACAGGACUUCGCCAAGGAGGUGCUGGUCUGGGCUAGAGAGAGCCCUCCUGACCCGAGGAAGCCCCUGGACACCUACUAUGACCCUGAGUCUGGCCGGCUGUGUGUGUACACUCUGGAACGUUCUGACGGCCUCAGCCUGGAUGAGCUCACACACACUCACACACUCCCGGUCAUCCAGACCCCCGACAUGCAGAGAGGACUGCACUGCUUCUCCCACUGGCUCUCCUCCCAGCACAGACAACCCUUCAUACUGGUGGGGCCUGAGGGCUGUGGCAAAGGUAUGCUGCUGCGCUAUGCGUUCUCUCGGCUGCGUUCCACCCAGGUAGCGGUGGUCCACUGUAGCGCCCAGACCUCGUCUCGUCACGUCCUCCAGAAGCUCAGUCAGACCUGCCUGCUGCUCAGUUCCAACACGGGACGGGCCUACAGACCCAAACACUGUGAGAACCUGGUCCUCUACCUCAAAGACAUCAACCUGCCCAAGCCUGACAAGUGGGGCACCAGCAACCUCAUAGCCUUCUUACAGCAGGUGCUGACGUACCAUGGGUUCUAUGAUGAGAACCUGGAUUGGGUGGGUCUGGAGAACGUCCAGGUGGUGGCCUCCAUGUCAGCAGGAGGCGCUGUGGGCCGACACACACUCACCUCCCGCUUCACCUCCAUUGUGCGCAUCUGCACCAUAGAUUAUCCAGACAGGGAGCAGCUCCAGACCAUCUACUCAGCGUACCUGCAGCCUGUUCUCCAGAGGAGCCUUGGGAGCCAGGCAGCCUGGGCCAGCACUGGGAAAACACACCAGCUAGCAGGGUCUCUGGUACAGGUCUAUGAACAGGUGAAGGCGAAGUUCACGGUGGAUGACCACAGUCACUACCUGUUCACUCCGUGUGUCCUCACCCAGUGGGUGCUCAGCCUGCUGCGAUACGACCUGUCCGCAGGGAACUGUAAUAUAACAGACUCAGUGUUGGAGGUGGUAGCCUAUGAGGCCAAGAGGCUGUUCAGAGACAGACUGGUCUCCUCUAAAGACAUCCAUUCCUUUGACAACAUCCUCUCCUCUGUCAUACGAGGUGACUGGGGCUCCGACGCACUCGACAACAUGACAGAUGGUUUCUAUGUGACGUGGGGUGCGUCUGAGGGAGGGGGAGUGAUGGCCCCUGGUCAGUCCCUGCCCCCCCACGGUAAAUCUCUGGGACGCCUCGACUUUGCCGAUCUACGCCAGGUCAUACACAAGGGAGCGGUCCUGUAUGGUCGUGACAACAGGGAGUUGGAUCUGCUGUUGUUCUGGGAGGUGUGUCACUUUGUGUCUCGUGUGGACCGUGUCCUGAGUCGACCGGGSGGCUCUCUGCUCCUGGCCGGACGCAGCGGGGUGGGCCGACGUACCGCCACAUGCCUGGUCUCACACAUGCAUGGAUACACACUCUACACACCCAAGAUCUCCCGCGGAUACUCACUCAAACACUUCAACAAUGACCUGAAGAACGUGAUGCAGCUGGCAGGUCUGGAGGGCCAACAGGUGGUGCUGUUGCUGGAGGAUUAUCAGUUUGUCCACCCAGCCUUCCUGGAGAUGGUCAACAGCCUGCUGUCCUCUGGUGAGGUUCCAGGCCUGUACUCCCCAGAGGAGCUGGAGCCCCUCCUCUCCUCUCUCAAAGAUCCUGCAUCCCAGGACGGAUUCACCGGACCCCUCUUCAACUACUUUGCCUACCGAAUCCAGCAGAACCUACACAUAGUGUUGAUCAUGGACUGCACCAACUCUAACUUCACCAUUAGCUGUGAGAGCAACCCGGCUCUCUACCGCAGGUGUUCCGUCCAGUGGAUGGACGGAUGGUCUGAGAGCAGCAUGAAGAAGAUCCCUGAGAUGCUGCUGGCUAAGGUGGAGGGGGAGAAGAGUGGAGGAGAGAAAGGCCACAAGAGAAAAGGCUCAGCGUCGGGUCAGGGUGAUCUGUGUCGCUCCUUCCUGAUGAUCCAUGAGUCUUGUAGAGAAUAUGGAGCCACACCCAGCCAGUACAUGGCCUUCCUCCACGUCUACACCUCCAUUUACAGCAGCAAACAGAGCCAGCUCACUCUCAGACAGCAACAUCUACAGGCGGGCGUGUCUAAGCUGAACGAAGCGAAGGCAUUGGUGGAUGAGCUGAAGAGGCGGGCCGCUGAGCAGAGCACUCUGCUGAGGACCAAACAGCAGGAGGCAGACUCAGCCUUGCAGGAGAUCACCACCUCUAUGCAGAAUGCCAGUGACCAGAAGACUGAGAUGGAGAAAAUCAAAGGGAAGAUUGCUCAGGAGGUGUCUAAGUGUGAAGAGAGGAAGGGGAAAAUAGACGACGAGCUGAGAGAAGUACAGCCCCUGGUGGAUGAGGCUAAGCGAGCUGUGGGGAACAUCAAGCCAGAGUCUCUUUCAGAGAUCCGCUCCCUGAGGAUGCCACCUGACGUUAUCAGAGACAUCCUGGAGGGGGUGCUGCGACUCAUGGGCAUAUUCGACACCUCCUGGGUCAGCAUGAAGAGGACGUGUGAGUACUGUACGUUGGCCUUCAGCCAGGCUGCCAGCGGAGCAGCCGCAGCACUUACUAAACUGGAGGAGCAGCUCAACUCUGUGGGGCAGAAAGUCAACGAGCUGAAAGAAAAGUUCCAGUCUCGUACUACAGAGGCAGCUAAGCUGGAGGCUGAGGUCAGUAAGGCCCAGGAGACCAUCCAGGCAGCAGAGCAACUCAUACACCAACUGGAUGGAGAACACACACGCUGGAAUGCCCAGGUGGAUGAGAUCACUGAGGAGUUGGAUACGUUGCCUAAGAGAGCGAUGCUGGCAGUAGCCUUCAUCACACACCUGUCUGCCGCUCCAGAGGACAGGAGACGAAACAGCCUGGAGACAUGGAGGAAGGCUUCUGGACUACAGAGAACAAGAAAUCUUGGAAUUGGGCGAUGGGCGUGUCCAGAAGCUUCAUCCAUGUCUCCAGGCUGUUUCGUCUCCUGUCCUCUGGAGCAGCAGACAGGUCCGCGGUACGUGGUUCAGAUAGGUGAUAAGGUGAUAGAUUAUAACGAGGAGUUUCGUCUGUUCCUGGCCACGCGUAACCCCUCCCCCUUCAUCCCCCCCGACGCUGCCUCUGUCGUCACUGAGGUCAACUUCACCACCACCAGAGCUGGCCUGCGGGGACAGCUCCUAGCUCUGACCAUCCAGCAGGAGAAGCCAGAGUUAGAAACCCAGAAGACCCGUCUGUUACAGCAGGAGGAGGACAAGAAGAUCCAGCUAGCCACGCUGGAAGAGUCUCUGUUAGAGACUUUGGCUACAGCUCAGGGGAAUAUCCUGGAGAAUAAGGAGCUGAUCAACUCUCUGAACCAGACCAAGUGCAGCGCCCUCAUACAGGACUCACUGAGGGAGUCACACAGACUCCAGGCCUCCCUGGACCAGGUUACACAUUCUUACAUCCGGCGUACGAACGACGAAUGA